GAACUAUUUAUUCGAACAUUUUAUCAUGAUGUUGAAAUUACAUAUUUUCACCCAUUAAAUACUUGUAAAUAAUUCAGGUCAUUUAAAUCUCUUAAAUAUCUUAAUAACCCAUUGAUAUUGACUGAAAAUUACCUAUUGUUUAUUGUUAUAAAAUUCGACACUAAACAUACCCAUAUGUUGACAUCGGAACGGAGGUAUUUCAGAAGUACAUAAAACUCUUAAAUGUGAGAAAAACAAAAAUAAAGGUACUUCAAAGCUUUCACUGCAACAAAUCAUUUGUAAAUAUAAAACUCAAUAAAUUUUGAUAAAAAGAACGGAAUUGACAAUUUUUCAAUAUAGAUAAAAAAAAAGAGAAAAAAGAGAUUUAAGAGAUUCGAUAAUUUAAUCAAUAGGGUUUAAACGUUUUAAACAGACACUUUGUGAUAACGUGAGUAAAACAGAAUUACGAGAAAUAAGUUAUGUAAAGUGAGAACAGGAUUUGGAGAGAACAACUUUGAAUGGCUACGGGCCGGUCAGGGAACGAAGGGAAGCUGAUAGAGGCAGCCAGGAGGUGUGACGGCAAGACUUUGGAGGCUUUGGUAAAAGAGGGCAAGGUCAAUCUAAAUGUUAAGGAUAAGGUUGGUUGUACGGCAGUGCAUCUGUGCUGUAAAUCAGCUGAUCUUGUCGCUCUCUCACUGUUGUUGGAACAUGGAGCAAGAACGGACAUUUUCGAUAACUCUGGUAUGGCCCCAAUCCACUACGCUGCAAUGAAAGACUACAUAGAAACUAUGGCGGUGCUUGUUUCAUACGGAGCUGAUGUCAACAUUCAGAGUGUCAAUACUAAGCAGACUCCGUUGCAUAUGGCUUCUCUGAACAAAAAUACAAGAUCAAUCAAUUUCCUUUUGUACUGUGGUGCAGACACAGAAAGAACAGACAAGUCAGGAAAUAUUGCUGACCUUGACCUUUCAAAGGAAGAACGUCACCAUCAUGAACAUGUGAGAGCUGCCUUCAGAGAUGGACAUAUCAAGGUAUUUGGGAAAAUGAUUAACAGCUACGAAAGAUGGAAGUUCAAAUCUGUUGGAAUGUCGGUUUCAAAUACAAGCAUGAAAUGUAAACAAUUCUCGCUUUUCUGUCGAAAAAUGCUUGUCGCCAACAAUGUGAUGAAUGUGAAAGCAAAAUCUGGUGUAAGUUCCUAUCUGAAAGAUGGAAUAGAAUUAGUAAGUGACAUUUACGAGUAUCUUGUGAAUCAAGCGGUUGAGGAGGUCUGCAUUUCGGUGCCGGUAUAUACAGCAUCUACCGACUUUGACACUGUUUAUAUCCUUGAUAGUACGGGUUCAAAGAUCUUUACAGAAAUGAAGUCAGAGAAUGAGACCCUGUACUGUUCUGCAUGGAUGACGCUAAAGGCAUAUGAAGAUACAGUUUAUUCAUUUGCUGUGGUCAUGGAAACAAAAUCUGAUACAUUCACGGUGACGGGUAUGGCUCAGACAUUAACUUCAUCUGUAAAAAACGAAUUCAAAGUACAGCUACCAGAAGGAUGUUUACCGAAAAACUCCGAAGUAUCUGUAAAGGUCAUUCCAACAACGGAAUACCAAACUACUUUAAACACAGAGCUUAUAAAAUCAACCUCACACUUUUGCGAAGUCAAAAUCAAUCAGAAGAAUAGACGAGCACUUGCUAUUACGUUACCGGUACCUUCUGGAGUACACACUUCCACAGCGGACGAUACAGAAGUGACAGUUUUUCAUAGUGAUGAAGCGACACAAACACCAUCUGACUGGAAGGAGAUAGACUCUAUAUGGAGACCAGGGUCAAGUCAUGUUACAGUCACAGAUAAAUCAAUAAAUAGAGGAACAUGCAUUGUCACUGAAGUUCCAAAGAAAAAAGGAAACAACAUACUAUACAAAAUUAAAGAGUUUGUUGCCUGGCUGUACGACACUGCUUUCAAAAGAAAAGCAAACGUGUGUUUCUUUGCAGUAACUAAAUACUGUUCAGAGGAAACAUAUAGACUUUUAGUAGGAAUAAGUGAUGCAAUAAUGGUAAACGAACAUCUAAAAACGAUGGAGGAAAAAAACUAUAUUGGGGAAUAUUCCCAAAAAUCUUCAGAUUAUUUAAUAACACCUGGAUCGAAAUUUGAUGCGUGCUGGAACUCUGUUACCGAAAGUGCUAAAGGUUCUUCAAGUGUCUCGCUUAUUUACCAGAGACAAACACUGUCUCAUCAAGACUUUGUUGUAACUGGUAAAGAACAUGAUUUUCUCCAAGUGACGAUAUUUAAACGUCAGAAUGGAAAUGUUGGAGAAGAGGAUGAAAAGAGGCGCCCUUUUACUCAAAUUAAUGUUGAACUUCUCAUUAAACAAGCUGAGAAAGUUCAAGAUUCAAAUUAUUCAAGCCUUCUAUUUACAGAGUAUCCAGACAACAGGUUUUUGUCCUGGUUGGCACAAGAAAUCGGUCAUGAAUGGAUGAUAAUUGGAAUUGGCCUCGGUCUAAAAUUUAGCUAUCUUGAGAGUAUUGAAAGAGACAACACUCCGACAAAGACAAAUCUUACGAUGCUGUACACUUGGAGAACAGAUCAAAGUCCUAAAGAAGAUCUUGGAUUGACAGCUUUGCUUCACACCUUAGCUCUGGCACAAAGAAAAGAUCUUGUUACAAAAAUCAACAAAGAAGUUCAGGAAUUACUGACGACAAAACCUCGUGAACGUGUGUGUAGAUGGAUUCAAAAACUAUCAGAUCAAGCGAAACAGAUGGAACCAGAUACAGAGGAAGGAUUAGACGAUGUAGAUGGCACCUUUAAGGAACAAGAACCUGACUGCAAGGAUUCACAUAGUGAUCGGUUCUGUAUCAAUUGUCUCACUGAACCAGAACAAGCUGCAUCCCCACUGUCGGAAAUAUUUUUGGUUCACAUAGCUACAAUUAUGGGUUCGAACUUACAACUGAUCCUUCAGCUGGGCUUGCCACAGUCUGUUAUCAAUGAAAUCAGACACACUAUACGAGAACCAACAUCAGCAAUGUUUAAGUGUCUGCUGCUUGCCCAGAGGCGAUACCAUGACAUAGUAGAAUUCUUUAAAGAUUUAAUGGAGGGACUAAAGAUGCAAGGGAAUAUACAGACAGUUCGAGCCAUAAAAGACGAAUGUAAAAACUGGUUUAAGAUAAAUAGGUCGUCCGUGGAUAAACAAGUGAGGAAACUAGAACAGGUUAUGGACAGAUAUUGAAAUAUUUAUAUCAAGGCGAUGACCGCAAAUUAUUUGUAUAUCUGAGAUGUGUUGUAAUAGCCAGGUUUCACAAGACGGCACUGAGAAAUACGGUCAAGCCACAUGUCGCUGCUAUAAACAUUUAUUUGUACUUAUAACUUAUAUUACGUAACCACAUACAUGAAAAAAACGGAAAGGGACUUAAUGAUUGCAGUCCCUUUUCACUGGCAAAUUCAUACAAUAGAUACUUUUAUUGAAUACUUAUUGUAGUCCUAUUUUAGUGAACUUUUGGCCACGGCCAUUCUAAACCACUGUCACAAACAACCUGUACAAAAAUUUUGGAAUCGUCUAAUUUUGGUACACCAUAUUCGCUUUGUAUCCAGUGUGUUUUUGAUACCGUAUUCGCAUCUCUUCCAAAUAAAUGGGGACUCCUUUUGUCCACUCGUAACGCACCUUGACAUGGUCUGUAGGCACCCAGAGUAGUACUCUGGCAGAAUGUUCUACAUAUUCUUCCGCACGAAUCGUAUGCAGAAAGUAGUAAUUCCGAGGGUUUUACGUCAGGUGUUCUAAUUGCAAUAUACACAAUUGAUGACGUAACUGAAACAUCAUUCUUCACGUGUGCAAUUUCUUUAUAAAGACCGCGAUAGUUCAGACCAUUUGACUCAACAUAAACACUUAAAGGAAGGUUAUUUUUUUCGCAUUUUGGAUAUACUGCAGCCGACAAUUUAUUACCAUUGCUUUGAUUCUUAUUGUUCUUUUUUACAAUUACAUUCAAUGGUAGAUAGGACCAUGCAUUUGUAUUGGUUACGCCAUCUAUAUUAAAGUUGUUGACGUAA
This is a messenger RNA of Mercenaria mercenaria, 4000 nucleotides long. RefSeq lists its product as uncharacterized. The transcript is spliced from 15 exons. Bases 498 to 3185 code for a protein of 895 amino acids. Gene Ontology annotation, molecular function: protein binding. Lineage: Eukaryota; Metazoa; Mollusca; Bivalvia; Venerida; Veneridae. The record is from RefSeq and is a predicted model, not a curated record. Gene Ontology annotation, biological process: signal transduction.